GGAACCAGAUUCACCCUGAUGCACGCCAGGAGGAGUCUCAGAAAUGGAGGCAGGGCGAGGAGUAACACUUAUCGCCAUAUGUGAUGGAGGACGACUUAUUAGCUGAUGUGAGAAGUUUGUCUUUCGAGAAUCCACUUACUGAGGAGGAGAAAGAGUUACUUUACCUUCGUGCACGCUCGGCUGGACUGACGUUUUGCGGGUGCGCGCACGCAUCUUUCCUAUGUAAACUGGUUCACUCAUUGAGAUGUCUCAUCAAAAGCCGCAGAGCAAACAGAGACUCAUUGGUACCAGGAGAAGACAGCGACCUCUGCGUUGGGAUCAUUGGGAUGGGUCACAUGGGGAGACAGUUGCUCACCUCCCUCCUUGAAAAGUCUGGCAUCAAACCAUCACAGAUUAAGAUCUCCAGUAGAACACCAGACUCUGCAGUGGAAUUUAUCCAGAAAGGAGUUGAAUGUUUAUUUGACAAUCGCAGACUGGCAGCGUGGGCAGAUGUUCUGUUCCUCUGCUCUCUGCCCUCUCACCUCCCCAAAGUCUGUGCUGAUCUCCACUCUCACCUUUCAAAGAGCUGCCUUGUGUACAGCUUCACUUCUGCUGUGCCUGUCAACAGAUUGGCACAGCUUCUAGGACACGACUUCAUUCUCAAACCACAGUAUGACUUUGUCGCCUGUGACACUGCAGAUGUGGUGCUAACCUGCACUCAUCUGACCAAGGCUUUGACAGAUCAUUUGCUUAUAAAGGCAUCGUGUCCUCUUACAAUGAGCAGUGGCAUUUAUCUUGGUCUGAGCUGGGUGUGUGCAGUAUUGUACAGCCUGCUAAAUAUCUGCACCUCUACCGGUCUGGGAUCCAGUGAUGCUCUCUCUCUUAUCAACCGAAUCCUGAAAGAGAAAUGGCCUCACGCUGUGGAUUUAAACACACACAGUUUCAUCAGUGCAUCAUCUACCCUGCUUACAGAGGAACCUUUUCCCUGGAUUUCUCUCGCUGAUGCCCAGACCAAGGAGACACCAUUGCUGUGCUUUCUAUCAAGCAGCAAAUCUAUGUAACAGUGCAUCUCUGAGACACCUGCAAAAUAAGACAAUUAGCCUACACUCUUUUGUAAAACUUAACAGUUUCUUAUUUAAGGAUGUCCACUCAGAGUAAAUGCUGUUCCUUAUGUUGCUUGGCACAUUAUAACAUGAUAUAAAGUGAUUAUUUAACUAUAAAAAAGCCUCAACAGUAUUUUUUUGUAUUUGUAUGUCAUUCAUAAUGAAUAUGAUUCAUAUAUUAAAUCAAUACAUUUGCAUCUACACAUCUACACCAUGCAGCAGUAGUUGGUAUCCUCUGGCAUACUACAAGAACAUAAUUGAACUU
Messenger RNA from Notothenia coriiceps (black rockcod), 1347 nucleotides. RefSeq names its product NADP-dependent oxidoreductase domain containing 1 (gene noxred1). Gene Ontology annotation, molecular function: pyrroline-5-carboxylate reductase activity. The transcript has 7 exons. Gene Ontology annotation, biological process: L-proline biosynthetic process. Bases 84 to 1040 code for a protein of 318 amino acids. NCBI's taxonomy places the organism in Eukaryota, Metazoa, Chordata, Actinopteri, Perciformes, Nototheniidae. The record is from RefSeq and is a predicted model, not a curated record.